AUGGAGUAUCGUGGCUAUGAUUCUGCAGGACUUGCUGUGGACGAUGAAGUGGAUAAUUCUAAAAUUGGUUCGAAAAUAAUUCUUCUGAAGAAAGUUGGUAAAGUCAGCGUGCUCGAAGAUUACAUAAAAGAAAGUCAUGUCUGCAAUAAUGACGUUAUCUACAAAACACACUGUGGUAUCGCACAUACGAGGUGGGCGACGCACGGUUCACCCAGGGACGUCAACUCUCACCCGCAAAGAUCAAAUACUCAAAAUGAAUUCUUGGUUGUCCACAAUGGUAUUAUAACGAACUAUCGUGAAGUCAAGGAAUAUUUGAUGAAAAAAGGCUAUGAAUUUGAGUCGGAAACUGAUACCGAAGUAAUCGUCAAAUUGAUUCAACAUAUUACAAACAAAUGUGAAGGAGCUAGUUUCCGUCAGCUUGUUGAGGCUACCAUCCAACAUCUUGAAGGUGCUUUUGCGUUAGCAUUUAAAAGCAAUCGUUUUCCUGGUCAGCUUGUAGCAACACGACGUGGUAGUCCACUUCUUAUUGGAAUCAAAACCAUUGGAAGGCUGUCUACUAAUCAUUUUCCAGUAUUUUUUAGCAAAGGCGAGCUUGAAUUGUCUUCGAAGAUUCUAUUUUUUAUUAGCAAUCAACAAGCCCGUCGCUUCAUAUCUUCGGAAUACUCCAAUGAAUCAUAUGUGGAACCGUCAAUGGUUAUCGAAACAGGAUUCAAAACAAGCACGCCCAUCAGAGGAGAGAAAGAACCCAGUGAGGCGGCAUUCCAAAUUUUUGACUAUAAAGAAGCAGAAUAUUUUGUUGCAUCUGAUGCAAGCGCAGUUGUUGAACAUACAAAGCAAGUCAUCUUUCUUGAAGACGAUGAUGUAGCUGUGAUCGAAAAUGGAUCAUUAUCAAUACAUCGCGUAAAACGCGGGGAUGAAAUUCCACAAACACGCGAGGUUCAAAAUUUAACAUUGGAACUGCAACAAAUAGUGAUGGGUGAUUUCAAAACAUUCAUGCAGAAGGAAAUUUAUGAACAGCCGGAUUCAAUUGUGAACACAAUGCGAGGUCGUAUACUUGAUGAUGGUACUGUUGUGCUCGGAGGCAUAAAGGACUAUUUACUGGACAUUAAGCGAUGCAGGCGACUAAUUUUGGUAGCAUGUGGCAGUUCGUACCACUCAGCUCUUGCAUGCCGACAAAUUAUGGAAGAGUUAACAGAACUACCAGUAGUACUGGAAUUAGCUAGCGACUUCUUGGACCGUGAAACACCAAUAUUUCGUGACGAUGUUUGCUUUUUUAUAUCGCAAAGCGGUGAAACAGCAGAUACUUUGAACGCUUUGAGAUAUUGCAAGCCAAGAGGAGCACUGACAAUAGGUAUUACAAACACCGUUGGAAGCAGCAUUUGUCGUGAGACGCACUGCGGGGUUCAUAUCAAUGCCGGUCCCGAAGUUGGUGUUGCGUCAACUAAGGCGUACACUUCACAAAUUCUGUCGCUGGUGAUGUUCGCUUUAACAAUGAGCGACGACCGCAUUUCGAUGCGAAAGCGUCGUGAUGAUAUUAUCAGUGGAUUAAGACAGUUACCAGAUUUGGUUCGAGAAGUUCUGAAACUUGAUAGUGAAGUACUUGAAAUAGCGAAAAAAAUCUACAAGGAACGGUCACUUCUAAUAAUGGGUCGCGGAUAUAAUUUCGCUACCUGUCUUGAAGGUGCACUGAAAAUUAAGGAGCUGUCAUAUAUGCACUGUGAAGGAAUAAUGAGUGGUGAAUUGAAACACGGUCCGCUUGCAAUGGUCGAUAAGAAUCGCAGCAUAGUCAUGGUCAUCUGCAGCGAUAAUGUUUACAAUAAAUCAAUCAACGCUUUACAACAAGUGCUUGCUCGUGAUGGUGAUCCCAUAAUUAUUGCUGACUUCGAUGUACCAGAGAACGACGUGAAGGGAAGACAUUCUGUGCUUCGUGUUCCUAAGACAGUGGAUUGUAUCCAGAACAUUCUUACCGCCAUUCCCCUGCAGUUACUCAGCUAUCACGUUGCUGAAUUAAAAGGAUUAAACGUUGACCGGCCACGUAACCUAGCCAAAUCAGUUACUGUUGAGUAA
Molecule: messenger RNA, 2067 nt
Organism: Acanthocheilonema viteae
Lineage: Eukaryota; Metazoa; Nematoda; Chromadorea; Rhabditida; Onchocercidae
Source: the annotation of a GenBank genome assembly